UGUUGAAAACCGUUUGUAAUGUUUUGUAGUCUUAACAUCUGGCACAUAAUAACAGCACAAUUACCAGAAAAUAGUCUAACAUUCGUUUUUUUAAUGUUCAUCCAAGUGUUUCUUGCUUAGAGAUUUCGAGAUCCUCUGACCAAUUUUCAUCACUCAAACUCACCUGUCGGAUUUAUCUAAGCGUGGUUUGGCGGGUCAUGUUUUGGAGUAUGCCUGACUUGACCUUCACCUCUUCCGAGCCCAUUGGGGAGUUGCGGCGACGAGACAAGAUCACAAAAUUGGGGAGAAAAAUUUUAUUUUGUUAGGGGUAAUAAGUCUUACUGCCAGUGACGGCUAAGGAGGAAGAAGUGUGGAGAACACAAAAUGGCAAGUAGGGCUCCUCCCUCCCUCGGGGAGACCCACCAUCGGUCAGAGAUGAAGAUUGUGCUAAUUGGGGGAAGACAGAUGUGGGAUAUAGAAGCCAGCGGGAAGAGUUCAAUAGGAAACACCAUCCUGGGCAGAGACAUUUUUGAGACAGGAAGAAGAACUGCCCAAUGUGUGAGCGGACAACGGUAUGUGUAUGGGAGGCAGAUAACUUUGAUUGAUACCCCAGGCUGGUGGUGGGGUUAUCCUGUAGAUAAUACUCCCAAAUUGGAUCAAUUGGAAAUCAUGAGAAGUGUAUAUCUAUGUCAUCCUGGACCCCAAGCCUUUCUCUUGGUCAUUCCCGUGGACACCGUUUUUCCCAACAUAUUCAAAAGAUCGUUACAGGAACACCUGGAGUUAUUCAAUGAUAGAGUCUGGAGACACACUAUUGUGCUGUUUAGUACAAUCACUCCCCCCAAUGACAUAAGUUUACAGAAACACAUAAGCGUUUGGCCGGAUCUUCAAUGGCUUAUUAAGAAGUGUGGGAACAGGUAUCAUGUUUUGAAUGUCAAUAACAGGGGUGAUGACACCCAGGUCACAGAGCUGCUGGAGAAGAUAGAAGAAAUGGUGGCAGGAAACGAUGGCAAUCAUUAUGAGACAAACCAAGCUCUGUCUGAAGAGCUGGAAGAGAACAGAUUAGCAGUGAUUGAAGUAGCCAAACGGAUGAUGGCUAAGGUACAGAGACAAAGGACCAGACUCAGAGCGCUGAUCAAAGGAGAGGCAACUAGCCCAACAUACCUCAGGCUUGUGAUUGUUGGGGCACAAUGGGCUGCCAGGAGCUCAGCAGGAAACACCAUUCUGGGGGAAGGUGUGUUUGAUGUUGCUGAUAAUACAAGAAGAACAGUGCACUGUGUGACAAGACAUGGUGAAGUAGCAGGGAGGCAGCUUACGGUGGUUGACACACCAGGCUGGCACUACAAUAGUUCUCUACAGAACACCUCCAAGAUGGAUAGAUUUGAGAUAGUGCACAGUGUGUUUCAAUGUCCUCCAGGACCCCAUGCGGUCCUUCUGGUGGUUCCCUUUGCAACAGCAUUCAACAAAUCAUAUGAGAGAGCUGUUGAGGAGCACAUGGGUCUCCUCACAGAUGCAGUCUGGAAGCACACGAUUGUGCUCUUCACACGAGGAGACUGGCUGGGAGACACAACUGUUGAACAACGCAUUGCGAGUGAAGGGAAGGGUCUUCAGUGGCUCAUUGAGAAAUGUGGUAACAGAUACCAUGUUUUUGACAACAAGAAUCGAAGUGAUGCAACACAGGUAAUCGAGCUGCUGGAGAAAGUAGAGGAGAUGGUGGCAGAAAACAGAGGUUGUCCUUAUGAAAUUGACACCGAUGUUUCAGCAGACUUGGAACAGAAAAAGAGGGCUGGAAAAGAAAGAGCUCAAAAGAUCACAAUGAAGGUGCAGAGACAAAUGACGACACUCAGAGAACUGUUUAAAGGGGAGGAACAAAUAUUCUCUGAGGAUGAGUUGAGAAUUGUACUUGUUGGGAGAAGAGAGGCUGGGAAGAGUGUGGCAGGAAACACAAUACUGGUUGGAGAGUUGUUUCCGACAGCUUUGACCAAGGAAUUCAGAAUUCAAAACAGAACUAUGCAGUGUGUAAUGCAACAAAAGAGAGUUGCUGGGAUGAAGCUCAAAGUUGUAGAUACACCAGGCUGGUGGAAGAGAACCCCACAGGAUGCACGAGAUUGGGUUCAAGAUGAAGUGGUGCGCAGUGUGUCUCUCUGUCCACCUGGCCCCCAUGCUUUUCUUCUGGUCAUUCCCAUUUCUGCACCAUUUUCAGAGGGAGACCUCAAAGCAGUAGAGAAGCACCUUGGGCUAUUAACUGAGAAAGUCUGGAGACACACAAUGGUGCUGUUCACCUGGGGAGAUUGGCUAGGAGACAGAGCCAUUGAGGAAUAUAUUGAGAGAGAAGGAGAGGCACUCCAACAACUUGUUGAAAAAUGUGGGAACAGGUAUCAUGUAAUGAACUGCCAUGGCUGGGAUGAUAGCUCUCAGGUCACAACACUGUUGAGGAAGGUAAAGGAGAUGGUUGUACGUAACAAAGGGCACAAUUUCACUAUUGAACAGAAGAGUAGGCAGAAGCCAAUGCUUCACUGGUUAGCAGGAAAGGGCAUGAUGACCGAAGAGGAAUGGAACAGGAGAGAAGAGGAACUCAUAGAGCGGAUGUUGAAGGCAGUGGUGGUAGAACCAGAGGAAUCUAAACUGCCAUUUGUACGGGGGAAGGAAAGCAUUGAUUUUUUCAUCCCCAGCAUGAGCUGUGAGACUCCCUCUGAAGUUGGGAGUUCCUACAUAAAUUAUGGAGCACAUGCCAAGGUGUCUGAAUGGAGAGUGAAGUAUGCUGGGAGAUCUGCUGCAUCCUCUGGGCACGGCACUAUGAGUUCAGCAGUCAGUUACAUGGGCGAAUCUCUGGACCGAUGGGAGAAUCUAGUCAAGGAGAGUCUGGGGGACGGCAAGAUAAGAGCAAGGGUGUUGGAUAGUCCUGCAAAUUCAGAGGCCCACAUUUAUGGGGUGAAAACCAAACGUAGGAAUUCACAUUGAGCAUAGGUCAAAAUGACAAUACUAAGAAAGUAAUACCUACUUUUGAGAAAAUACAUAACACAUGUACUGUUCUUGGAACAAGCUCUCGCCUUGGCUUGACACAUCUGGGGCAUAAUAUCAGGACCUCAUCCGAGAAUUGACAUAAGCAAAUGUUCUUGCAGGAUAUUUCAGUUUUGUCAUGGGAGUUUCUUGAUGUUCUUCUUUUUAGUUGAAGAUGGUGGCAGAUUACUUGUGUCUUUCCAUGUAUUUGUGUACAUAUACCCUGAGUGUACAAAACAUUAGGAACACCUGCUCUUGGUUUCACCAGGUGAAUCCAGGGGAAAGCUGUGAUCCCUUACUGAUAUCACUUGUUUAAUCCACUUAAAUGAGUGUAGAUGAUCAGUAGGAGACAGGUAAAUAAGGAUUUUUAAGCCAUUUGAAGCAUGGAUUGUAUAUGUGUGCCAUUCAGAAUGGGCAAGACAAAAGAUUUAAGUGCCUUUGAACGGGCAUGGUAGUAGGUGCCAGGCACACCGGUUUAUGU
Molecule: messenger RNA, 3457 nt
Organism: Oncorhynchus gorbuscha (pink salmon)
Lineage: Eukaryota; Metazoa; Chordata; Actinopteri; Salmoniformes; Salmonidae
Product: GTPase IMAP family member 8-like
Exons: 7
Coding region: 364-2937 (857 amino acids)
Molecular function (GO): GTP binding
Source: RefSeq, a predicted model, not a curated record